UGAAAAAGAGGUCUCCCAAACCAAAAUGUCACAUACUCAUAAUCAUAAUCAUAAUACCGACCGACCGACGGAGGUUGGAUUGGACCAAGUGCAACCAUCCACCAUGUCCGAUCAGAUGCAGAGGACGACGACGACGACCGAAUGAAUGAAUUGAUGAAUCUAUGAAUCAAUCAAUCAUUCGUUUCUUGCGCAUUCUGAAUCCGAUGGCAGCUUCAGAAGCAGCACCGCCACUCGCCCCCAUUUCCCUAUAAUUGUCAAACAAAACAGUUCCGUCUCCCUUCCGCAAUUGUUUACCCAUUCAUCGACACAAGAUUACGCAGAUCCGAAUUGACUGCCAUCCGUUCGUCUCGGAGAGGAAUGGAUCCUCAUAGCUCUUGGGAUUCCUUGCGCAAACAGGCAAGGAAACUUGAAGCCCAGCUGGAUGAGCAGAUGCAUUUAUACCGAAAGUUGGUAUCGACAAAAGUUGACAAUUUUAGCGACAAUGAUAUCGAAUCAGGAAUUGAUCAGCUUUUGAAGCAGCUACAACAAGUAAAUACUCAAAUGCAAGCAUGGGUUUCAUCUGGAGGAUCAGAAAUCUUUUCUCAUACGUUAACACGGCAUCAAGAAAUUCUUCAGGAUCUUACUCAGGAAUUUAAACAACUCCAUUCCAGUCAUAGAGCCAAAAAAGAGCAUGCAUCACUGCUUGAGGACUUCAGGGAGUUUGACCGAACAAGGCUAGACCUUGAAGAUGGUGGUGGUUCUUACGAUCAAUCUCUUCUUAAGGAGCGCGCUACCCUGCACAGAAGUUCUGCCCAGAUGGAGUCUGUGAUAUCACAAGCACAGGAGACCAUAAAAUCUCUUGUGUUCCAACGAUCAACCUUUGGGGGCAUCAAUUCAAAGCUUAGCAACGUCAGCAGCCGGCUUCCUACUGUGAAUCACAUUCUGUCUGCCAUAAAAAAGAAAAAGUCCAUGGAUACGAUCAUACUCUCCUUGGUGGCAUCAGUCUGCACAUUUCUAAUUUUAAUUUACUGGUGGACAAAGUAGCGAGUUUGCGUCCCCCACGGGCAAUGGAUGAUCGAUCGUAAGGUGGCUGGGUAUUAUAUUGUUGUUAUUUUACUGUAUAUACAUAAUACAUCAUAAAUACAUGCUGCUGCUAUGUUGGUUGGUUGUGUUGUGUUGUGUUGUGUUGAUGUGUUACUAUUUGUUUUCCCUGAGAUUUUGUUGUGCUUGUCAGAUUGAUUGAGAUUUUUAUAUGUGGACUGCUAUGAAAUAAAAUAUAUGCUCUGGUAAGGUAAGCAAAGCCUAAUUCAACUUUUAUUCA
Andrographis paniculata is the source of this 1300-nucleotide messenger RNA. RefSeq names its product Golgi SNAP receptor complex member 1-1. Gene Ontology annotation, cellular component: Golgi membrane; Golgi medial cisterna; cis-Golgi network. Gene Ontology annotation, molecular function: SNAP receptor activity. The coding region runs from base 358 to 1023 and encodes 221 amino acids. Lineage: Eukaryota; Viridiplantae; Streptophyta; Magnoliopsida; Lamiales; Acanthaceae. Gene Ontology annotation, biological process: endoplasmic reticulum to Golgi vesicle-mediated transport; vesicle fusion. The transcript has 5 exons. The record is from RefSeq and is a predicted model, not a curated record.